This is a messenger RNA of Labeo rohita (rohu), 2823 nucleotides long. It is a transcript of the gene tnfsf14b, whose product is annotated as tumor necrosis factor ligand superfamily member 14. Gene Ontology annotation, cellular component: membrane. Gene Ontology annotation, molecular function: tumor necrosis factor receptor binding. Gene Ontology annotation, biological process: immune response. NCBI's taxonomy places the organism in Eukaryota, Metazoa, Chordata, Actinopteri, Cypriniformes, Cyprinidae. Bases 728 to 1450 code for a protein of 240 amino acids. The transcript has 5 exons. The record is from RefSeq and is a predicted model, not a curated record.
UACUUUUUAUUCAAUGAUAUUGUUACUUUUUAAGUAACAAUAAUAAAUCAAGUUACUUUUCAUGACAUUCACACAAUACUGUUGCUUAAGGUAACAAUAAAAUGUUACUUUUUAUGAGUUUAGCACAAUAGCGUUGCUUUUUUUUCUUGCAAACUUGUCUUUUUUAUUUAGUAAGAAAGACAUCGUCACUAUUUAAGUAACAAUAAUACAAAUUACUUCUUUUAUGUCAAUAGAGAACAAAAACAAAGAGGUUUCAGUACAGACUUAAAGAGAGAGAGAGUGACAGAUGAUUUAUCAUCAUACAGCCAAAACUUCCUCAUUUUAGUUUCUUUCCUCUGUCGACCCCUCCCUAGUGCUCUCUCUCUCUUUCUUUCUCUGUCUCUGUCUCUGUCUCUCUUUCUCUCUGAGACACACACCCUUCCGCGAGCAGCAGUGGGCGGUCAUCUCUCUCUCUCUCUCUCUCUCUCUCUCUCUGUCUCUCUGUCUCUGGGCUCAUUGAGGUUCAGGGUCAGAGGAUGUCAGGUCGCUCUCAUGAGAGUGUGAAGCUCAGAUGAUGCUCUGUGCUUGUGUGUUUGCUGUGCUCACGGUGAGGAUGGACUCUCACACGCCGCAGUGAAUCGUUCACACACUCUAUGGAGGAUCCGGCCGCCACGCUUUGACACAGAGGUUUACCGUCUGAAGGUGUAGGUGUCGUUCGGGUGGGUUGUUAGGUCAGUCGUACUUCACCAUGGCUGACACAGGUGAGAGUGUGAAUAAAAACAUGAACGUGUUCGUGGUGGACAGCCAGGCGCUCCCGCGUCAGGUGGCCAUCAGGACGGGCGGCCGGCAACUCUACGUCAUCUACCUGCUGCUGGCCGUGGCUCUGCUGGGCGUCUUUAUCGAGGCUGGACUCAUCUGGCACCUGUACAGGAGGCCCGUGACAUCAUCAGAUCCUGUUAAUGCUGCUGGUAAUAUUCCUCAACAGCCAGAGAAGUACAGCAGUUCACAUGGUUCUAAUGAAAUUUUGCCUCCCAAACUUCCCCAAGCUGAGAGCAAACCAGCAGCACUUCUGCAAAUCGCUUCGCCCGCGUCCGGCGGGAACGGCGUCCUGCAGUGGAGGACCGACAGCUACCCGGUGUUCAUGAGGGCUCUGGAAUACAAGAACAACAGCCUGUACAUCCAGCAGGACGGAUACUAUUACAUCUUCUCCAAGAUCGCUUACCUGGACACCUGCAAGUACUUCAAGCACCAGGUCAUGCAGUGCACGGAGAGGUACAACUUCAAGGCCAUCGAGCUGAUGCAGAACUCCAGGCUUAUCUGUGCCUCCAAUAAAUCCCACUGGAGGGACAACAGCUACCUAGGCGGCAUCUUCCACCUGUUUAAAGGAGACAGCGUGUUCGUGAAGGUCAAUAACAGCUCGCAGGUGCACGGCGAACCCUACGAGAAUUACUUUGGGGCCUUCAUGGUCUGAGUACUGACAUACUGCUGUGAGAAAAUCUCACACACACUCUCAGGUUCUCAUACCAGUUUUGAAAUAUAAUUUUUUAGUUUUUUUAAUCUUUGCAAUAUAGAAAUGUGCUAUUUUUGUAUUUCUGCAACUGAAUGAUAUAUAUUUAGCGUGUACUGUUGAAAUCUGACCUUCAGAUCUCCUUCGAUUUAAAUUAUUAUUCUGCUGGUUUUUGCGUUAGAGGUCCAUUCUCAGGAAAGAGUGCUGUUUAAAACAACAAAUAUGUUUUUAAUCAUUUUAUUGUUAUAAUUAUUAUUUAAGAAAUCAUGUUUCAAAUGCUUGUAAACACGUUAUCUGUCUUCUACACUCAAUAAUUACAAUAAAGGUGCUUCACGAUGCCAGAGAGGAACCAUUUUUGUCUAAACGGUUCCAAAAAGAACCUUUAACAUCUGAAGAGCGAAAGUGCCGUUUUGUGGCGAAAGAAGGUUCUUUAGAUUAUAAAAAGGUAAGAAAGAGAUGGUUCUUUAAAGAACCUUUGACUAAAUGGUUCUUUGUGGAAUCAAAAAUGGCUCUUCUAUGGCAUCGCUGUGAAGAACCUUUCAAAGUGUGUCCUUUAUCUAUUAUAAGCUGAAGUAUGAGUUUGUUCAUGGCUGGAGAUUUGAAAAAGAAAAGAAAAAAGCAAUGGAUCCUCUGCAGUGAAUGGGUGCUGUCAGAAUGAGAGUCCAAACAGCUGAUAAAAACACCACUCCAGUCCAUCAAACAAAAGACAAAAGCUGAAACAAAUCCAUAUUUCUGGCUAAAAUAUGAGUCCGUAAUCUACAGUAAUGCUUCCUCCAGCGAAAAAGUCCUUGAAAACAUAUUUGUUUAGAGCUGUUUUUGCUCGUAAACAGUGCUUGAUCUGUGCAGAUUUCUCUUCUGAUUCAGACCAGGCCACUUUUUCACUGGAGGAAUCAUUGUUAUGAAUAAUGGACUCUUGUUCUAGUUGUCUUAAUGACGGUUUGUUCAGGUUUUGUCUUCCUGAGAUGUUAACUGAUGGACUGGAGUGGAUUACUGUGUUGCUUUUAUCAGCUGUUUGGACUCUCAUUCUGACGGCACCCAUUCACAUCCAUUGGUGUGACAGUGAUAGAAUGACACAUUUCUCCAAAUCUGGUGAAGAAACAAACUCAUCUACAUCUUGGAAGGCCUGAAGAGAACAUUUUCAUUUUGGGAUGUAUUACUCCUUUAAGUGCGUCUAACGAGGCCGUGCACUUGAAAUGAUCAAACGUUAAGGUGUGCGUUGAGGUUCACGUUUCGAGUGCGGGCAUGACGUUGUUGAUGUUAUUUAUAAAAGUACAUACUGUAUUUUGAUAUUGACUGUAAUGUGCAUUAAAUGUAUAUCAUCACAAUAAAAUAUUGCA